This is a messenger RNA of Phyllostomus discolor (pale spear-nosed bat), 2215 nucleotides long. RefSeq names its product chromosome 13 C5orf15 homolog (gene C13H5orf15). The coding region runs from base 65 to 865 and encodes 266 amino acids. NCBI's taxonomy places the organism in Eukaryota, Metazoa, Chordata, Mammalia, Chiroptera, Phyllostomidae. The record is from RefSeq and is a predicted model, not a curated record. The transcript has 3 exons.
UACGCAGUGCCUGACGUCACGACGUAGAGCCUAGCAACAGCGCAGGUUCCGGGCAGAGUCCGUUAUGGCCGCUGUCGCUGUGAGGAGGAUGAGUGGGGCCGUGCGAGCGAAGCUGCCGCCCAGGCCAGGCACCCAGGUCCCCGGGGGCUUGGAGCGGCCGCUGGUCCUGGCGCUCCUGCUCGCGUCCGCCACCGUGUCCAGCGCUGUGGUGCCGAUUCAGUCAUCAAGCCAGACUGAAUUCAAGGAAGACAUUUCCACUGCAAAUGCGAGUGCAGUUUUAACACCUGAAAAACAAACCGAACCUCCUCUUCCCCAGAUCAGCACCACUCUCCCUCCCACCACCAGUCCGGAGAAGAGUGGGGGGGCAUCUGUCUCCCCUCAUCCCUCACCAACCACUUCCCUGUCCCAAGAGGAAGCUGAUCGCAAUGAAGACCCUAGCAUAGAAGAGGAGGAUCUUCUCGCGCUGAAUAGCUCUCCAUCCACCGCCAGAGACACUCUGGACAACGGGGAUUACGGAGAGACAGACUACGACUGGACCACCAGCCCCAGGGACGACGAGCCCAGUGAGGCGUUGGCGGAAAACAGGGGCUACGUGGAGAUUGAACAGUCUGUGAGGUCUUUCAAGACCCCAUCCUCAGAUAUAGAGGAGGAAGACAGCCAUUUCUUUUUUCAUCUUCUUAUUUUUGCUUUUUGCAUUGCUAUUAUUUAUAUUACAUAUCACAACAAAAGGAAGAUUUUCCUCCUGGUUCAGAGCAGGAAAUGGCGUGAUGGCCUUUGUUCCAAAACAGUGGAGUAUCAUCGCCUAGACCAGAACGUUAACGAGGCAAUGCCUUCUCUGAAGAUUACCAAUGAUUAUAUUUUUUAAAGCUGUGUGAUUUGAGUUUGCUUAUGUAAUUUUAUUUGCUUGACUUUUUAUAAUAUACUGUGCAGAGGUAUGCCAUAGGCAAUUGGUAUUAAAUGAGAGGUGGGUCUCUCUUUAUUUUGCCUUGGUGCUUUGGAAAUUAAAUGUCACAAACAAGGAGUGUAUAAUUUUUUCUGCACACUUUCAGAGGUGAAUUCAAUCAGGUGUCCAAAGUGUGGAGCUAAGCAUUUCCUGUUAGUUUUCAUUGUUUUAGAUGUCUUUAUUUUACUUCUGGAAGUAUUAGUAACGCUACUUUUAAGAGAUCCCAAACUUGUGACUAAAUUCUAGCAUACCUGGUACUGCUGACUCAGAUUUUUUUCCUGCCAUCCAAAUCCUGUUUUUAAGGACACUUUUUUCUCCCAAACUGUUACUACAAGGAUGUAUGUAAUAAUAUUUUGCAUAUAAGUAACAUUUUUGUUCUCCAGAAAAAUUGCUUUGGAUAUUUUUGGAUAAUUUAAACAUAAUUUAAGAUAAACAUAAUUUUAGAUAAUGAUAAUAUUCAAUCUGAUCACAAUUUUAGGUCAAUUAAUAAACGUUUCUAGAAAUUCUGGCACUAGAGACUGCAGUUUGCAGUGGACAUGGGUAAAAUGUUAUAGAGAUAUUAUUUUUUGGUUUGAAUUACUGAAUUAAAUUUAGAGAUAGAAAUUGUGGUAAAAUAUUAAUACAUGUACAAUUGCUUUUAGUUAGCAAUUGAUUAUAGCACGGGUUCCUCCAAGCUUUCAGGCAGGGGGCAGAGUUUAGAAUUAUAUCAGAAUUUUUCACUUUGUUUAUUUUUUUUAGUAAUUUUGAAUAAAUUUUGGGGGCCAUUGUUACUUAAGUAAUAUUAUGUUUAGGGCUUUCAAAUUAGAAUUGAGCCUGAACGGAGGUGUGUGCGUAGAGACUGUAUGUGCACACCGACGUCUUCUCCCGCUGUACUUGUCUCCCUUUUUAUUUAAACCGCGAUGGGAAAUCACUUACUGCAUUUUAGUUUGGCCUGUCUAUCAUAAAGAAUUGAUCAGUGUGUAAAUACGUGAUUUGAUCCGUGGUCGACGUACAAGUGUCACUAUAGCCUUUGGAAAACGUAACCCCUGAUGUGCGUCAAACACCCACUCACGAAGCCCGGCGAGCGAGGAGGCACGUGCUCCGCGCAGAGGUGGGGGCGGCGGGGCGGUCUGUCCUUUCUCGCUGUGGACAGCUUACUGUCCUAACACGAAAGGGGAGCACAGCGGAAAUACGCCUGCACUGUUUUAUUGCAGUCAUUUUUUUUAUAUCUGAAAUUGUAUUAUUUAAUAUUUUGAAUAAGAUUUCAAAAAAUAAAUGGCAAACAUAUAUCAA